CUUCAAGAUUUCUUCCUCGACAGCCGUACGAUAACUAACCCACAGGUCAGCCAUCGAGACAAUCCGACACAAUGGCGAUCAAGCACAACCAGCAGAUUCAGAAGAAUCAUUUCCACAAGGACUGGCAACGCUACGUCCGCUGCCACUUCGACCAGCCUGGCAAGAAGACGUCCAGACGCAAUGCUCGCGUUGCCAAGGCUGCGAAGGUAGCCCCCAGGCCCGUCGACAAGCUCAGGCCCGUCGUCCGCUGCCCUACCAUCAAGUACAACCGCCGUGUCCGCCCCGGCCGUGGUUUCUCUCUCGUUGAGCUGAAGGCCGCCGGUAUCCCCCGCAAGUUCGCCCGCACCAUCGGUAUCUCUGUCGACCCCCGCCGCCAGAACCUCUCCGAGGAGGGCCUCAAGGCCAACGUCGAGCGCCUCCAGGAGUACCGCAAGCGCCUCAUCCUCUUCCCCCGCCGCAACGGCAAGACCAAGUCUGGUGACGCUUCCGCCGAGGACGUCAAGGCCGCCAAGAGCGCCGACAACCUUGUCCAGUCCACCGCCGCUGCUCUGCCCAUCAAGAACGUCGUCCAACUCGAGGAGGGCCCCAUCGGCAACUACGAGGCCACCGAGAACGCCUACAGGAAGCUCCGUGACGCCCGCUCCGAGGCCCGCCUCGUCGGUCUCCGUGAGAAGCGCGCGAAGGCUAAGGCCGAGGAGGCCGACUCCAAGAAGAAAUAAACUACUCGCUGAAGUAGUUGCUUGGUUCUUUGCUAUGGCUUACGACAAUAUAAAAGUCAGAAUUACGAUUCGGCGAUGGGUAUUCCCAGCGUGGGCUUUCCCAGCAUGGGCGGCGUCAUGGUUAGGUCUGUCAAAUAAAUGACAGCAUGUGAAUGAUACCUAGUUUUGCAAAUGCAAGCCGUGCCUCCCAUUCAUCUCCUCAUCGUUUUCUCUAUCGUUCUCUCACAAGACACACCCUCUUUACCGUAGGGCACUAUCGGAUUGUUCGUGAUGUGAUAUUCGAGCGCGUAAUACUCUUCACCUGGAGUUGAAUCCCUGGUAUCACCGUUCACCUAGAUUUUAGUAUUGAUGAUCACCUUUACAAACGG
Molecule: messenger RNA, 1087 nt
Organism: Alternaria rosae
Lineage: Eukaryota; Fungi; Ascomycota; Dothideomycetes; Pleosporales; Pleosporaceae
Product: ribosomal protein L13e
Exons: 5
Coding region: 72-719 (215 amino acids)
Biological process (GO): translation
Cellular component (GO): cytosolic large ribosomal subunit; ribosome
Molecular function (GO): structural constituent of ribosome; RNA binding
Source: RefSeq, a predicted model, not a curated record